AUGCCUGGCAGUGCGCUUGCGGCGACCAGCGACGUUGGGCGCAUUGAGGCCCCCGUCACCUGGAAGGCCUACCUGCUGUGCGCGUUCGCCUCCUUCGGUGGUAUCUUCUUCGGAUACGACUCCGGGUACAUCAACGGUGUCAACGGUGUCCAGCCGUUCAUCAACUCCGUCGAAGGUCUCAAGCCCAAUGGCAACGAAUACGCAGCCCUCACCCCGCCACACCAGUCCCUCAUCGUGUCCAUUCUCUCCUGCGGAACCUUCUUCGGCGCGAUAAUUGCUGGCGAUGUUUCGGAUAUCAUUGGUCGCAAAUGGACCAUCAUCGCCGGCUGCGGGAUUUACAUCGUCGGUGUGAUCCUUCAAAUGGCGCAAACGAGCGGUCUUGGCCUCAUUGUCUCCGGUCGUCUCAUCGCUGGACUCGGUGUCGGUUUCGAGUCUGCCAUCGUCAUCCUGUACAUGUCAGAGAUUUGCCCCCGCAAGGUUCGAGGUGCUCUUGUCGCCGGCUACCAAUUCUGCAUCACCAUCGGUCUCCUGCUCGCGUCUUGCGUCGACUACGCUGUUGUUGACCGUCAAGACACUGGCGCCUACCGCAUCCCGAUCGCCAUCCAGUUCCUCUGGGGCCUGAUUCUUGGCGGCGGUCUGCUGUUCCUCCCCGACUCCCCCCGUUUCUUCGUCAAGCGUGGACGCGUCGAGAAGGCCCGCAGUGCUCUCGCUAGGCUCCGUGGCCAGCCGCAGGAGUCGGAAUACGUCGAGGCUGAGCUUGCCGAAAUCAUUGCCAACGAGGAGUACGAGCGCUCGCUGAUCCCGGCUGGUGGCUGGUUGAACGGGUGGAUGAACUGCUUCCGCGGCUCUCUCUGGAAGUCCAACUCCAACCUCCGCAAGACCAUUCUGGGUACCUCCCUCCAGAUGAUGCAGCAGUGGACAGGUGUCAACUUCAUCUUCUACUACUCGACUCCUUUCCUGGCAUCCACCGGCGCCAUCAGCAACACUUUCUUGAUUUCGCUUAUCUUCACCCUGGUCAAUGUGUGCUCGACCCCGAUCUCCUUCUACACCGUUGAGAAGCUCGGCCGUCGUCCACUCCUCCUUUGGGGCGCCCUUGGCAUGUUGAUCUGCCAGUUCCUUGUUGCCAUCAUCGGCGAUACGGUCGGCUUCAACCACAUCCACUUCCUCAACGGCGACCCGGACCAACCCCGAGCCGACAACAUUGCUGCCGUCAACGCCCAGAUUGCGUUCAUCGCCAUCUUUAUCUUCUUCUUCGCCAGCACUUGGGGCCCUGGUGCCUGGAUCGUCAUUGGCGAGAUCUUCCCUCUGCCCAUCCGCUCGCGUGGUGUCGCUCUCUCCACUGCGUCCAACUGGCUGUGGAACACCAUCAUCGCCGUCAUUACACCAUACAUGGUCGGCGAAACCGAGGGCAACCUUCGAUCGAACGUGUUCUUCGUGUGGGGCGCUCUGUGCACGUUCGCUUUCAUCUACUCUUACUUCCUCAUCCCCGAGACCAAGGGCCUGUCGCUCGAGCAAGUCGACAAGAUGAUGGAGGAGACCACCCCCCGCACCUCCGCCAAGUGGAAGCCAACCACCACCUUCGCGUCCGAGAUGGGCAUCAAGGAGGGCGGCAAGCUCGACGGAGAGGUCACGGCCGAUGCCGAGCGCAAGGGUUCCAUCUUCUAG
This is a messenger RNA of Saxophila tyrrhenica, 1665 nucleotides long. RefSeq lists its product as uncharacterized. Gene Ontology annotation, biological process: transmembrane transport; carbohydrate transport. The coding region runs from base 1 to 1665 and encodes 554 amino acids. The record is from RefSeq and is a predicted model, not a curated record. Gene Ontology annotation, molecular function: carbohydrate:proton symporter activity. NCBI's taxonomy places the organism in Eukaryota, Fungi, Ascomycota, Dothideomycetes, Mycosphaerellales, Extremaceae. Gene Ontology annotation, cellular component: membrane. The transcript has 3 exons.